CAUCAUUCGUUCCUGAGCUGGUCCAGGAGACACACUCGGCUCUGCAGCACAGCCAGAGGAGAGAUAAAGCGAGGGAGGAAAGAAAGAGAGAAAGAGAGAGGGAGGAGGUAGAACCCUGGUUUCUCCGUCAGCCGCAGAGAGAAAACACAUACAAUAUAAGAUAUAUCUAUAAACCUGAUAUACAUAUAUCACUAUAUACAGUAUGCCUGUUUUCCUAAAGCACACUCAGCCCGGGUGUGAGCACAGCUGGAGCAGGUGAGACGGGACGGUUGCCGGGCGACGAGGGACAGGUGUGCUGAUAAACAGGGUUUAAACAAACCCAUCUGUCUUAAAAUGAGGUGCACGAGGGGCGAGCGUGCGGACCCCCUGCACCCCCUCCUGACUUCUGCUGAGACUUUGGUGGGACAGAAAUCGCCUCGGAUACGGAUGAGUUCUGAUAUCUCCUCUGAAACGGCUGGGUUCUGUUAACCACACACAGACGAGGGUCCGGCUCUGGUUUCCUUAAGGAGAGGCGUGGAUGAAGCAGGAGAGCAGCUGAUUGGACCACUGGGAGUGUUGCUGUUUGUCUGAGUGGGCUGGGGCUGGUGGUCUGAGUGGAGGAACAGUGAAGAAGAGUAAGAAGGAGUGAAGAGUGAAGAUGGCCUGCUGUUUUUAUCUCUGUGCUCUGGUAUCUCUGGUCCUGCUGUGUGGAGAACCUUCUUACACCCAAAACUCCGUUACCACGGACGCCCAGGCGGCCAAUCAGACGACCGGGCCGUCGGGCGCGCCGGAGCUGACCCUGACGACUCCGGGGUCGGAGACGGAAGUGCCGGCGUCGGGGAGCCGUUGUUGGGGAUACUAUGACGUGAUGGGUCAGUGGGACCCUCCGUUUAACUGUAACGCGGGGAUCUACCUGUUCUGCUGCGGCUCCUGCUUCUACCGCUUCUGCUGCCAGUUUAAAGCCCACAGCCUGGACCAGACCUCCUGCUCCAACUACGACACACCCGUCUGGGCCAACACGGGCAAACCGGUGGCCCCGGUCACCGAGGUCCAGCAGCAGCAGGACCGGGACCGCACUCACAUGAUCGUCUACAUCAUCUGUGGAGUGGUGGCCAUUAUGGUGCUGGUGGGCAUCUUCACCAAACUGGGAUUGGAGAAGAGUCAAGGAGGGCAGACUGACAUGAGCAACUCCAGGACCCUGACGGAGCUGCUGAAGCAGCCCGGGGAGAUGGGGGGUGUGGACAGAGGGGGAGGGCAUCAUCCAAUUGGAUCCAAUGGCAUCUCCGGACGAUCGAUGCGGACCAACAAUGUAGAUCAUAAUCACCUGAACAACGCCGCUCUCCCUUCUCUCGGACCUGCUAUGACUCUCUCUCACCCCCACAAUAACCUGGGAGUCGGAUUCAACAAGUACUCAUCUCUCAAAGUCCAGGAUACGGCUGCCAGAGACUAUUACAAGAGUUAUCCCAUGGUGGACUACACACACCGCCAGUCUUCUCCCGCAACCUUCCAACCCAUCGCCUUCCAUCCCAAAGACAAGCCCUUCCUGCCGCCUCCGGAUAUCCACGCCCCCCUCGCCAUCACCAUCACGCCCGCCCAGUUCCCCAAGCCCAAGAUCUCCAAAACCAACACCCACCCGCUCACCUCCAGCUCGGCCUUCAAAGCCUGGGACCCCAGCAAAAGCCCUGUCCAGCAUCAGGUGCCCCUCAUGGGCCAGCCGCAACCACCGCAGUCGCACCCCAACAGCCGGCGCCAGGCCUACUCCAACAAGCGGCAGUUUAGCAUAGAGACGCUGCCAGAGCUGUUCUCUCAGCCUCUGGGGUACGGACAAUCCCCUCACCUCCUCCCAAAACACAAGGGGCUGCCCACAAACAGCAAGACAGAGGUGACCGUGUGAACGCAGAGCUGGAGUCACGAUGGGGAGAGGGAGAGGACGAGGGAAUUGUGGAGGAAGAGGAGAAAGGAGGAGAUUAUAAAAUAACGUGUGUGCUUGGAAUUGGUUUUAUUAAGAUAAAAGUAAAGUUGGUAGUUGUCAUAAUUUUCUUUACUGUUGGAGAGAACUGGAAGAGGAGAGAACCAGUCACGACUCUCUCUCUCUCUUUCUUUGAUCUUUGGGAUUUCCUGGACGUCUUGUUUCUCUAACUCCCCCUGUGUCUCUCGGUUGUCUGGUCUCCACGAUCUCAAGACCUGUGUUAAGUCGUCCCAAAGUGUGGUGACUUGCACUGCCAGAACGGGGCAUUCUCAAAGCCCAACAUCCCACUCCUCACACACCCGUCUGGACAGAACAAUUGGGCUGUCAGUUCUCAACAACCUCUGGAUGACACACUGGGAGACAUCACUCAGACAGAUCUAGAGCAUAGGACUGAGAAAGGUGAGGAAGGAGAAGAGCUGUGAAGGAACAGGGUUGGGCAUGGAUAGGUUUAGGAAUUUUGCAUUGUUGUUAGAGUUUGUGGUUAUAAAUGGUUUAGAACAGGGAUAGCCAUUGAUUGGAUUAGGUGUUAUUGGUUUGGGGAGAAGGCUUAGGUAUAUUAGGCUAUAGGGUUUAAAACAGAGCUGAAUAUAGCUUUAAUAAAAGUAAGGUUGGCUAAAAAUCAAUUGUAGACAAACAGUUGAGUGUCAUUAAGGUGUUAACUGGGUGCUACUAGAGUUAAGGGUUGGGUUGUGAUUGGGUGUGAUUUUGGUGGCUCCACAACUUCACAAAACUUGCAGUGAGACAGGAACAGUUUGAAAACUCUUCUUUUAGUCAGGUCAGGUACUCUAAAGACUUUGAGGUCGAGAGGGACAAAGGCACUCUUGACAUCACUCCAGGGUGUAGCCAUCACAGCCUCUCUCCAGCUGUUGCUAUUUGUGUUUCUGCUUUUCUUUUCCUACCCCCUGCAAAAAGGCAAAGUGCACAGGUAGACUCAAGGUCACCGAGCUCAGAUACACAGGAGCAGUGCCAGGGACAAGAGCUGCCUGAGGAGAUCAGGGUAUCAUAGCAACAGAGGGGCUAAAGUCUCGGUUAAGGAGUUCAGGAGAGACUGCUCUUCCUUUCUGUUGGAGACACUGUUGGAUAUAUCUGUCUCCUUUCAGGGAUGAGCAUGUUAACAAUCCUUAUAUAUGCAUGCGCACCUUAGAUGAUUUCACCUCAGUUAAUUUAUUGCUAGCAGCAGACAUGACGCACUUGCUAAAAGUGAGUAAUUCCCUUUUGAGACUGACAUCUUGUUCACACAGAGAACGCUCGAUACGGGCGUGAAAGAAUGCAGCUAUUUUGAGCUUGUUGAACUCUACCUCUCUCUAUCUUUAACAUCUGCAUGAUAAUACCCAUCAGAUUACCCUAUAAAAAACGUGACCCAGAGCACCCAAGCCAGCAGUUUCCUCUUGAUAAAUAAUUAGAAGCUCUCCUAUACAUAACUUUCUGCCCAGGGUCAGGGUGGAUUCUACUCUAUGGAAGCCUCUUUGAAGGAUGGGUUGAGGCUGUGCUAUUCUACGCUAACCUCUGUGAGGGCAGAGUAGAUCAGAUGUUAGCAUUUCCCAGGCAGGGGUGGAUGAGUGAUGGCUGCCGCUGCUGCUGGAUCUCAGCCCUUCCAAGCUGUUCCAAGCUACACGUCUGACUGACUCGUUGGCACGGCACUGCAGGGGGCGCUGUAAUUAAUGAUGGCCCAUCUUUAACACGGCAGAGCCAGAAACUUCAGAUCCUGCAUCUCCUCUAGAGCCAGACGCAGACACACACUCUGCCACGAGACCAGCAUGAAUACGAAACUGCAUGACUGCAAGAAGCGUAGCACUGCAGUAAAAGGACGUACUACAAAAGGGAAGCUACGCCACGGGUUUCUCCCUAAAAGAUUCAUGAUUCUCAUUCCCUCUUUCUGUCACAUUCAUGAUUCUCAUUCCUCUCCCUGUCUGACAAAUGGCAUAAUUGAUGCAAUCUCUGCGAAUUCAGUCUUUUCAGACUAGAGCAAUAAGACAUUUUGACCUCUACAGGAUUGGCAAAGAGAGAUUUCCAGAGAGCCGUAGAGGAUGUAGAUGAUAUGCAGAUCUUGACUGUUACAGGAUAAUAAGGGAUGUAAGAACACCGCUUGAGGGAUUUAUUGAUUUGGACCACUUCCCAACGAAGGACGAGACAGAAUUGGAAAAUCAAAGCGCCGACUGUGUAACUCGACAACGUCUUACUACCUGAACGAAUGGUCUCCAAAAGAUUCUCCAGUGAAACCCAUGUACAUCUCCCUCCCUCCCAUUCUCCCAUCCUCCCUCCUUCCCUCUCUCAUUCUCUGUCUCCAGCGCUAUUUUGAGAAAGAGUUCAUUUCCAAUGUGAGACAAACUGCCAGGUCAGAUCUGCAGGAAAUGCAGUUGUUGAGUUUUCCCAGACCGAAGUCCAUUUUUAAACAACCUGAUUGACACAGGGUUGCAUUAAUGCAGUCUUGCGGGUCUAUGCUGAAUCUGGCCAUGUGAUCUAAUUAUCUGGACCUGCUAUGAUCUGUGGUAUUGUCUCCAUGGAGAUGCCUCCAGGGGGUUGUUUUUGGCCUCGGGUGAGCCUGUGGCUCGCCAAGGACAAACAAGGCCACCGGCCACCUCGACUCACAGCAACCAUCCAACCAGACAGAAGCUCUGAGAUGAGCCAAUUACAGUACAUGCAACCCAUGCAAGGAAAAAGCAACGUUAUUGGCUGGAACGUGUUUUGGGGUCGACCUUCAGAAGGCUUUUGAAAGGAACUUGCUUCCCUGUAAAAACUCUGCAUCUCUCUGCAUAUACAUCUAUGACUUUGCUGCCUCCAGACAGUAGGGGGAGCUGUGAUGAUAAGGCCAAUCCUCAAUGCUCUAAUGCCAGAGGAUUGAGGAAAGUGUUUUUUUUUUUGAGGUUGAGAAUUUCUCUGGCAAUAACUUUCAGAGUCUAAGCAACAAGUGACUUCACGUCAGGAUUAUUUUAGACAGAACUACUGAGCAUAAAUGUUAAAUAACUUAACUAAGGCUUGCAAUUCUUUAUUAAUUAAGUUAUUUAAUGCAGUGCUAGCAGGUGCAGGACCAAAAAAAAUGAAAUCAGAAGAGUUUGAGCAGAGUACACAAACGUCUCCGAUGCUGCUCUGAUGUCUCGAUGGAGCAAAUAUCGACUGUUCGUUUGUGGAGUUUCUAAGCAUCAGGGAUUAGUACUUAAUCAAUCUCUCCUGAUUCCAUUGUAGCACCUAAAAUGACUCAAUGACUGUUGUUUUUAAAGCUUCCUAAAAACGCAAGCGUCCUUUACCCAGAUCCUGCGUGAUGGGGUAGAUACGCUUGCGUCUCUUGUCUAGCAAUACAUUGUGUAUGAUUUAACUGGUUUUUCUUUUUUGUACAGUGUUCGUAAAAAAACAAAACAAAAAACAAAACAAAAACGGAAGUAACACUAAACUUGUAGCAUCUGACGAACGCAAGUUGAAGUGCUUCCAGUGUUCCAGCGCACUUUUGACAUUUCCCUUUCCGAUCUUUAAAUACGUCUUGCCAUGUUCGAAGCUUGUGCUAUGUAUAGUAAAUAAUGUUUCAUAUAAUCACUUUUAAUAAUGCAUUGUAACUAAAUGCUCGGAUGAAACAUUAGUUACCAAUCAAAGGGAUGGUGUACAGUGUAUAAUGAAAUGUGUCGUUUUCCAUUCGUUUAGUGCUUUGAUUGCUAUGUAUUUACAUAACGUUGUAAUGCUGUACCUUUUAACUCUAGAUAAGUUUGUUAAAUUCUCAUUUAUAUAAGGGCUUAUUAAUAAGGAGCAGACGCUGCACUAAAGUGCUGAACUUUGGUCUGGAUUCUCCUAUAUGAAUCUUGACUUUAACCAAGGAAAUAACAGUGACUUUAUUGGUGAGAUCUGUGCUUUGGGCAACCGUUGAAUACAGAAGAAAGCCAGGCUUUGAGGAGAUACCUGGUGGGUUUCUGAACUUAUUUAGUCAAACGUUGAAAGAAAAUGAUUUGGACAGUCCAGUGCAACCUACUGUUAGCUUGUUUAGCAGUUUUAAUGAAAUCUUAAUAUACUUUCCCUUAAAACUUUUAGUAACUCUUUCUGUGAAUCCUGUAUUUAUAUUGUUGUAUAUUGUGUAGAGAAUAUGUUAUAAUGACCACCAUAAGCUUGCAUAGUAACAUAUAAGAACGAUAACUAAUAAAACAUAGUGACAUACAGGGGUUGAACAAUGAAACUGAAACACCUGGUUUUAGACCACAAUAAUUUAUUGUCCUGACAGACAGUUCUGGUGGAAACAGGAGAGUUGAGGUGCACAUUGAAUUCUGCCGUGAUUUGAUCAGCCGUGGUUUUAUGUUUUUUGGAUACAGUCCGGGUUAGCACCCGAACAUCCCUUUCAGACAGCUUCCUCUUACAGCGUCCACAGUUAAUCCUGUUGGAUAUGGUUGGUCCUUCUUGGUGGUAUGCUGACAUUACCCUGGAUACUGUGGCUCUUGAUGCAUCACAAAGACUUGCUGUCUAGGUCACAGAUGCUCCAGCAAGACAUGCACGAACAAUUUGUGCUCUUUUGAACUCUGGUAUGUCACCCAUAAUGUUGUGUGCAUUGUAAUAUCUUGAGCAAAACUGUGCUCUUACCCUGCUAAUUAAACCUUCACACUCUGCUCUUACUGGUGCAAUGUGCAGUUAAUGAAGAUUGGCCACCAGGCUGCUCCAAUUUAGCCAUGAAACCUCCCUUAUAUUAUAAUGCCUUAUAUCAGUAUGUUCUAUGUUCUUAUGUUAUUAUGCAAGCUUAUGAUGGUCAUUAUAUGUAUAAUGUAUGCUAUAUUAUGCAUUAUAAAUGUUAUAUUUAUGAUACAUUAGGAAUACAGGAUUCAUAUGAGGUGUAUUUCUACUUUCUAUGAAUACGAAAGUUGAAAUAAGUCAUGUUUAACUGAAAUCAGACUAAAUACCCUAAUUAAUAAAACCACCUGCAGGCAGAGGCGGAUACUCAGCUAACCAGAGACGCAUUCUUAACCUUUAUUUGAGAUAUUGAAUAGCACAGAUAGCUACAAUUCUUGGAGGGAUGUGUAAAAUGUAUAGGACUUGUCUCCUUUUGACCCUUUUUAAAUCAAAUCUUUUAGAGUUUAUUAAUUGGAGUUUAUUAAUUUAUUAAACUUAUUUUAUUACCAAUUUUUCUACUAUCAGAUAGCUGUUGGUAUUUUGUCCUCCUCUGCCUGCUUAUUAUUAAGGUUAUACCACCUGGGUCAUCUCCUCCUAGUUUGGGAUCAGAUCAAUAUAUCAGGGAAAGAAAAGCUUAGAUUUUUGAGACUCUCUAAGAGUUUAAGGAAAUUUUGGAAGCUUUUAAAUAUAAAAGAUUCUGCAGUGUAUGGAGGACCAAAACUACCCAAAUAAAAAAUAAACAAUUAAAUAAAUAAAAGCGUAUAUAAAUCA
Astyanax mexicanus (Mexican tetra) is the source of this 7297-nucleotide messenger RNA. RefSeq names its product protein shisa-8-like. Lineage: Eukaryota; Metazoa; Chordata; Actinopteri; Characiformes; Acestrorhamphidae. The record is from RefSeq and is a predicted model, not a curated record. The transcript has 6 exons. Gene Ontology annotation, cellular component: postsynaptic density; AMPA glutamate receptor complex; dendritic spine membrane. Bases 638 to 1873 code for a protein of 411 amino acids. Gene Ontology annotation, biological process: regulation of short-term neuronal synaptic plasticity; regulation of AMPA receptor activity.